Molecule: messenger RNA, 1110 nt
Organism: Emys orbicularis (European pond turtle)
Lineage: Eukaryota; Metazoa; Chordata; Testudines; Emydidae
Product: zinc finger protein 189-like
Exons: 7
Coding region: 1-1110 (369 amino acids)
Biological process (GO): regulation of DNA-templated transcription
Source: RefSeq, a predicted model, not a curated record
AUGCGGGAGAACUAUGAGACGGUGACCUCGCUGGGAUUCCCCCUUCCCAAACCAGACCUGAUCACCCGGCUGGAACGAGGGGAAGAGCCGUGGGUGCCCAAUCUCCAGGCCUGUGAGGAAAGUGAGAACCCGAGAGGCACCCACACAGGUGAUGAGAGAGCAAUCCACACUGGAGAGAGACCCCAUAAGUGCUUAGACUGUGGAAAAAGUUUCAUACGGAGGUCAGUACUUGUUAAACAUCAGGCAAUCCACACUGGAGAGAGACCCCAUAAGUGCUUAGACUGUGGAAAAAGUUUCAUGCGGAGGUCAGACCUUGUUAAACAUCAGGCAAUCCACACCGGAGAGAGAUCUCAUAAGUGCUUAGACUGUGGAAAAAGUUUCAUACGGAGGUCAGGCCUUGUCAUACAUCAGGCAAUCCACACUGGAGAGAGACCCCACAAGUGCUUAGACUGUGGGAAAAGUUUCAUACAGAGGUCAAGCCUUCUUAUACAUCAGGCAAUCCACACCAGAGAGAGACCUCAUAAGUGCUUGGACUGUGGAAAAAGUUUCAUACGGAGGUCAACCCUACUUGAUCAUCAGGCAAUCCACACUGGAGAGAGACCCCAUAAGUGCUUAGACUGUGGAAAAAGUUUCAUACGGAGGUCAGGCCUUGCUAAACAUCAGAAAAUCCACACAGGAGAGAAAUCCCAUAAAUGUUUGGACUGUGGGAAAAGUUUCACACAUAGAUCAUAUCUUAUGGCACAUCAGGCAAUCCACACCGGAGAGAGACCUCAUAAGUGCUUAGACUGUGGAAAAAGUUUUAUACAGAGGUCAGCCCUGGUCAGACAUCAGGCAAUCCACACUGGAGAGAGACCCCACAAGUGCUUAAACUGUGGGAAUAGUUUCAUUCAGAGGUCAGACCUUGUUAAACAUCAGGCAAUCCACACCGGAGAGAGACCUCAUAAGUGCUUAGACUGUGGAAAAAGUUUCAUACGGAGGUCACGCCUUGUCAGACAUCAGGCAAUCCACACUGGUGGGGCGGGGAGCAGGGCCAUGGCUCUGGUAGGCUGCAAGUCGGGACGCAGACAUGGGGGUCAGUCCUGCUUCGACCGGAGGUACAGCCACCUGUAA